AUGUCCUCUUUUCGCGCGCUUGACUUAGUCAAGCCUCUAAAGCCUUUCCUACCCGAGGUUAUCGCUCCAGAGAGGAAAGUCCCUUUCAACCAGCGUCUUAUGUGGACUGGCGUCACAUUACUCAUCUUUCUUGUGAUGUCCGAGAUUCCUUUGUAUGGUAUCACUUCGUCCGAUUCGUCCGAUCCUCUUAUUUGGCUUAGAAUGAUGCUUGCAUCUAAUAGGGGUACUCUAAUGGAAUUAGGUAUCUCGCCCAUUGUUACUGCAGGUAUGGUGUUUCAAUUGUUACAAGGUACACAGCUUCUAACAGUUGACAUGGAGAACAAGGAGGAUAGAGAACUUUACCAAGCCGCUCAGAAGUUGCUAGCUAUGAUUCUUUCCUUUGGCCAAGCCACUGUCUACGUUCUAACCGGAAUGUAUGGACGUCCUAGUGACUUGGGUACCGGUGUCUGUUUAUUGUUAGUGCUUCAAUUGGUUUGUGCUGCCAUCAUUGUUAUCUUGAUGGACGAAUUGCUUCAGAAGGGUUACGGUCUAGGCUCUGGUAUCUCUUUAUUUAUGUCUACCAAUAUCUGUGAGUCCAUGUUCUGGAAGUGUUUUGCUCCAACAACUGUCAACAGAGGUAGAGGUUCCGAGUUUGAAGGUGCCAUUUUGGCCUUUGUCCACCUUCUUAUUACCAGGAAGGACAAACGUGCCGCUCUCAUGGAGUCUUUCUAUAGAGAAAAUGCUCCAAACAUGUCUCAAGUGUUUGCUACACUUGUCGUCUUUUGCUUUGUCAUUUACUUGCAGUCCUUGAAAAUUGAACUUCCAAUCAAGUCCACUAGACAGCGUGGUCCUUACGGAUUGUAUCCAAUUAGAUUGUUCUACACAUCCAACAUGCCUAUCAUGCUUCAGAGUGCUUUGAGCUCCAACCUUUUCAUCAUCUCGCAGAUUCUCUUCUCUAGAUUUCCUGGUAACUUCCUUGUCAGAUUGCUUGGCGUCUGGGCUCCAAAAGAGGGUGCCCAAAGAUUGGCGGCCGUUUCUGGUCUCUCUUACUACAUGCAGCCACCAUCAACUUUCACUGAGGCUCUUCUUGACCCAAUAAGAACUGUCAUUUACGUUUCCUUUGUGUUAAGUGCUUGCGCUUUCUUCUCCAAGACCUGGAUCGAGGUCUCUGGAACAUCCCCUAGAGAUGUCGCAAGACAGUUCAAAGAACAAAGCCUUAUUAUUGCUGGACACAGGGAAACUUCAGUCUACAAGGAAUUGAAGAAAGUCAUUCCAACUGCCGCAGCCUUUGGUGGUGCCACUAUCGGUGCAUUAACCGUCCUCAGUGACAUGUGCGGAUGCUUGGGAUCUGGCUCCUCCAUAUUAAUGGCAGUCACCACGAUAUAUGGCUACCACGAGUUGGCAGCCAAGGAGGGUGGAUUUGGUAAGACCAUUGGUGCAGGAUUUGCUGAGUUGACCAGCUAA
Messenger RNA from Brettanomyces nanus, 1443 nucleotides. It is a transcript of the gene SEC61, whose product is annotated as translocon subunit. The transcript has a single exon. The record is from RefSeq and is a predicted model, not a curated record. NCBI's taxonomy places the organism in Eukaryota, Fungi, Ascomycota, Pichiomycetes, Pichiales, Pichiaceae. Gene Ontology annotation, biological process: post-translational protein targeting to membrane, translocation; SRP-dependent cotranslational protein targeting to membrane, translocation. Bases 1 to 1443 code for a protein of 480 amino acids. Gene Ontology annotation, molecular function: signal sequence receptor activity; transmembrane protein transporter activity; ribosome binding. Gene Ontology annotation, cellular component: Sec61 translocon complex; membrane.